Molecule: messenger RNA, 2231 nt
Organism: Exophiala oligosperma
Lineage: Eukaryota; Fungi; Ascomycota; Eurotiomycetes; Chaetothyriales; Herpotrichiellaceae
Exons: 1
Coding region: 1-1632 (543 amino acids)
Biological process (GO): protein insertion into mitochondrial inner membrane from matrix; mitochondrial respiratory chain complex III assembly
Cellular component (GO): mitochondrial inner membrane
Molecular function (GO): ATP binding; ATP hydrolysis activity
Source: RefSeq, a predicted model, not a curated record
AUGUCUUCGAAUGCCACCAGAACCCACCUGACCGGGUCGAUGACAGGGGCCUUCCAACAGCUGCCGCCGUCCGUUCUCAAUGCCAUAAUUCCUGGCUACUCGAUCCUCGAACAUGUUGCCAAGGUCAUUGGUGUCAACAUCUCCAUCGUUAUUUUUGGCUUUGCGCUGGUGGCAGGAAUACAGUUUGGCGUUCAAAAGGCUGUCCUGCCUUUUUUGGAGGCAUUGGCCAGUCUGAUCUGCUCAAGAGUUGUUAUUGACGAAGGCGAUCCCAUGUAUGAAGCGAUCGUGGACUGGCUUCAAAAACAACAAUGGGCACAGCAUACUCGAACGGCUUCGUUGUCAAGUGGAACGCAGUCCAUAGAAUUGGUCGAGGCCGACACCACCCAAAGUGACAGCAUCUUCAAUUACCAAGAAUGGCUCAGUAAGGCACCGUUUCGAUACCUGCCAAAUUCCUCAGGAAUCUUCCACCACAAAGGGUAUCUCUAUCGCAUCGAUCUAAUUGAAACUCCUUGCCAGGGCUUCAAGUCUCCGCAAAUACUGAGAGAACUGAUGGUCACUGUCUUUUGGCCAUCCAUGAACCCACUGAAAUCUCUGAUGGAGGAGAUUCGCGAGGAAGACCUGUCAACGUACCUAUCACGCACACUGAUCUAUCGGCCUGUGCAGGAUGAUCCGAGCGCUUGCAGGUGGCGGUACAUUGCUACACGGCCGUCACGACCCAUUUCAACGGUUGAGCUCGAUCACGGCCUAAAGGAAAGCAUCGUAGACGACAUGAAUGGCUUCAUGCUCCCUUCCACCAAUCAGUGGUACUCAAAACGGGGCAUUAUCUAUCGUCGAGGAUACUUGUUUCAGGGUCCUCCAGGUUGUGGCAAGACGAGCUUCGCAUUCUCCCUGGCAGGGUUAUUCGGCGUGGGCAUCUAUUGUCUAUCUCUGAGCGAUCCUGAUCUGACCGAAGAACGACUGAUGGUCUUGAUAUCGCAUCUCCCUUAUCGGUCCAUGGUCCUCCUGGAGGACAUUGAUUCCGCCGGUCUGACUGAAUCGAACCCUCAACCAGCGCCACCGGAGACGGGCAGCACGGUGCGACCGAGACAACCCAUCAGCUUUUCUUGCCUCCUCAAUGCAAUCGACGGAGUGGCGUCUCCGGAAGGUUGUGUCUUCAUCCUAACGACCAACCACCUGGACAGGCUCCCUCCUGCGCUCAUUCGUCCGGGCAGGGUGGAUGUGUCGGUUGAGUUCGGACUGGCCGCCAAGCAACAGAUCAAAGACCUGUUCAUCCGCAUGUAUAGCUCGGAAACGGACGCUUCUGCUCCUCGUCCCAAGAAGCUCAGUGACAUCUUUCCAGCCGUCGAUCCCAAGACCUCUGAUUCGGUCGAGCAGCCACACCGAUCGAACGAAGCUUCAACCUUGUCGCCACGAGAGCCUCAUACGACGGUCGACUCGGAACUUCGGUCCUUGGCGGAUCGAUUCGCCCAGCAGGUUCCGGCCAAGGCUUACAACCUCGCUUCGAUCCAGGGAUUUCUCUUGUCACACAGGUAUGAACCGGAGAGGGCCGUCCACGACAUUCACGACUGGCUGGAGAAGAACCCACCUGCCACGAAUGAUGAUCACGCGCAAAAAAAGGAAAAAAGCACCUGAGGCCACGGGACGACGGCCACGAACGAAAGGAGGAACAGGAGUCCGAAACCAACGACGGUGUCAUUGAACCACUGGCCGUCCCAUCUGACAUGAUCAAUGAAGCUGUUAGGACGUCGACGACGGAGGAGCAAAACGUAGUCAAGAGGAACUAUAUUACCGAGAACACGGGGGAAGCAUACAUCAAGACUUAUGACUACUCGAUUGAUGGAACUGGUUUACAACAAAGGUGAUGACGGAUGGGGACUUUCACGGCGCACUCGACAUUGAGUUUGGCUUCAGAGAAAGAGACACAUUCCUUUUCAUGACCAGGAGAAGCGAACAUGGACGCAAAAUUGUACCGUGGGGAUGAGGGCAAAGGCCGAAGAUUUUCCUAUCGACGACACUCUUUCUUUUCUUUGUGCAUUCCGCGUCACCGGCUUUGGGAUGACUGAUGUCCGCGAGAGGAGCCAUUUUGGAUGCUUUGGCCACAAAGAAAGUAGUUAGCUUGAUGCCACCUCCGCGGCACCAACUCAUACCAGCGGCCAAGGUACUCUCCUUCUGUCGUCUCUCAGCCAUGACUAGUAGUAAUCCUCUCAUCAGUAACUAAGACUCUCUUUAAG